Molecule: messenger RNA, 1112 nt
Organism: Cydia pomonella (codling moth)
Lineage: Eukaryota; Metazoa; Arthropoda; Insecta; Lepidoptera; Tortricidae
Exons: 4
Coding region: 571-1014 (147 amino acids)
Source: RefSeq, a predicted model, not a curated record
CUUUUCUUAAAGGUUUGAAGGUCGUAUCGUAAUAAUUUAGCAGAAUAGUGGAGCUGAUAGUUAAAACACUAGUUCUCGUGGUGAAUAUUAUAUUGCAAGUGAUUGACAUCAGACAGCUGUACAAAAACAUAACAAAUUCAAACGGGUGUCAUAUAUGUGUCGUAAUAAGUUUACUAUUGUGCCAGCAUACACAUAUGCAACCACCAAUAAAACAUACUUUAAUUCAUUGCUAUAAGGUCUAUUAUUAAAAACUUGGCUGUUGCUAUCUGCAAGUACAUUAUAGGUACUACAAAGUUAAAUCUGAUAUUAGGCACCUAUUUAUUAAACAAUAGCGAUAAGAUUUAACAGGUGCUCAAGUAAUAAAUUAAAUACAACUAACCAUUAAUGAAAAUAAAGGAUACAAAUAUUCCUUCACAAAAAAAUACAAUGAACUUAUAUUUAAUUUGAUGUAAACACAAAUUGCGAUUCGAAAAGGUUACCACGAAGUUUGCUCAAAAUAGUAUUUCAAUGCCAUUUCUAUUAUAGCCUUAGCUGUCACUAUUACUAGUGCUUCAGUAGUUCGGUGCCACCAUGAUUACAUUUAGCCGGUCGCUUCUCACCGUAACAUUGCUUCUACUCCUGGUUGCUACUAUUGUAGGUCAAUGUAGAGGUGAUUCGUAUCUUCUUCGGGCUGCUGAGAAACUUGUUGUACCUAUUAAUGAGUUCUAUUGCUCCAAUUUGACGAGAGGCCAGACUUGGGUAGAUUGGAAGACAAGAGUGGUUGAAUUGCCUAAGCAACAUAUUGAUGAACCAGACUCAAAUAUUGUCAUUGACUAUUUCGUAAAAUGGCCCUGGUACCUAAAAGGCAUGCGUCUUAUGGUGUGCAAUUCUAUCGGGCACCGACCAAACAUCAGCUGGCCUGUGCAAGGCUACUCUCCUGUUACAUCCAGCUGCUCCACUGAGGACCAGCCAAGGUGUCCUGUGGGGUUGGAGAUCUACAUGGUGCAAUACCAGAGUUGGUGGCCUUGGCAUUAAAAGAAAAGGAAUUAAGUAUUUAAAUAUUACAAGUGUGUGUCGUGUAAUGUGACUGGAGAUUUUUUAAAUAUUAUGUUGACUAUAAAGGUAACAUUUCA